Molecule: messenger RNA, 1745 nt
Organism: Thlaspi arvense
Lineage: Eukaryota; Viridiplantae; Streptophyta; Magnoliopsida; Brassicales; Brassicaceae
Source: the annotation of a GenBank genome assembly
AAAGAAAGCAAAAUUUAGGGCAUACGAUUAUUCUGGUCCAAACAUGACCAUGCUACUUGGGUCUUGAGCCUCAUAUCUAGGAUGCGUAUAAAUAUGUGAAGUGGAGUGUGAAGUUCACCACAAUCUUCUCUUCUCUCUCUCUCGCUCACAUAACUAUAAUACUUGAGAGAUGGCAGGCAAGUGUCAUUUGGUGAGUGUUGUGUGGGCAUUAUUGGUAUUGACCAUCUUCCAUAUUCCGAUCAACGUCAAUGCCGGUGAAGGUGUUCCGAUGGUAGCAUUGUUCACUUUUGGAGACUCCUACUACGACGCCGGAAACAAAGUGUAUCUUCUAACCGAGAAAAAGAAUCCUCCACAAACCUUGUGGCCUUACGGCAAAUCCCGCGACGACCCCAACGGCAAAUUCUCCGACGGCCAUAUCGUCCCCGACUUUAUCAGUGACUUCAUGGCCAUUCCGGAUGGAAUCCCGCCGGCGCUUAAACCAGGCGCUAAUCUUUCACGUGGAGCUAGCUUUGCCGUCGCCGAUGCUUCUAUUCUUGGGGCUCCGGCGGAAUCUGUAAGUCUCCUUACACUAAAAAAGCAAGUUUGGAUUUAUUUAGAAGAUAUAGACUUUUUAGGUUUAUUCAAACUAAAUCCAAAAGAUUUAAAACUUCUUUAAAAAAGAGUUAAAAGAAAAGUUCACAAACGAUUUUUAAUGUCUAUCCAGAUGACACUGAAUCAGCAAGUGAACAAAUUCAAAAGUAUGAAAUCAAGUUGGACCGACGACUACAUCGAGCAAUCACUGUUUAUGAUAUACAUUGGUACGGAAGAUUACCUGAACUUCACCAAGAACUAUCCCAACGCAGAUGCUUCUGCUCAGCAAGCUUUUGUCACUUCCGUCAUUAACCGAUUGAAAAACGACAUUAAGUUGUUAUACUCCCUGGGAGCGAGUAAAUUCAUGAUUCAAAUGCUAGCACCAUUGGGUUGCUUACCGAUCGCGAGACAAGAAUAUGCAACCGGCAACGAGUGUUACGAACCCCUCAACGAUUUGGCUAAACAACACAACGCGAAGCUCGGUCCGAUGAUGAACGAGUUUGCUAAAAUACCCCAAGGCAGUUUUCAGUUUACCGUCUUCGACUACUACAACGCUGUUCUCCGUAGGAUUAAGUCGGGCAGGGCUAUUAACUAUCGGUUUUACGUGACGAACUCAUCGUGUUGCGGGGUAGGGACUCACCGAGCGUAUGGUUGUGGAAUGGUUAACGUGCACUCCAAGCUAUGUGAGUACCAAAGGUCCUACUUCUUCUUUGACGGACGUCACAACUCAGAGAAGGCGCAAGAGGAACUUGCUAAUCUUAUGUAUGGAGCCGAUCCUAACGUGGUUCAGCCGAUGACCGUACGUGAGCUAAUCGUCUAUCCGGUUAAGGAGAAUAUGCGUGAGUUUUGGGAAGCCAACAAGCGCUUCAUUCGUCGUCGUCCGUAUCGUGUCCCUUACCUCGAUUUAGCAGCUUAUUAUUAGCUGGAUGAAUCAUGAGCUGAAUCUUUCUUUACAAUAUUUAUGAUGAGCCUACUAUUUCCCUUCUUUGUAUGGAUGUCGUAACUGCCGUUGCGUGGUAUUUCUGUUUAUGCUGUCGAAUAAAUUGCGUUGGAAUGUCUUCAUGUAAUGUGUUUCGUAAUCUAUGGAAAUUGAAAUAAAAUAAUAUAUUAUAAAUUGUGUUUCUACAGCGUUUAUUAAUUAAGUGUGUAGAUAGGGCAUUCAUAGAUAGUGUAUU